Molecule: messenger RNA, 1911 nt
Organism: Varanus komodoensis (Komodo dragon)
Lineage: Eukaryota; Metazoa; Chordata; Lepidosauria; Squamata; Varanidae
Gene: EFS
Product: embryonal Fyn-associated substrate
Exons: 6
Coding region: 218-1843 (541 amino acids)
Biological process (GO): cell surface receptor protein tyrosine kinase signaling pathway; cell migration
Cellular component (GO): cytoplasm; focal adhesion; plasma membrane
Molecular function (GO): protein binding
Source: RefSeq, a predicted model, not a curated record
AAUCAACACUGGUUAUUAUAUACCUCAGGAGUCUUUCUUCCUUUCGGAGCAACCGACUACACAAAGGAACAGCAUGCUGCUAAAGACAGAGCUGUUUUUCCAGAGUAUUAACAUAUGAGAGCAAUAGAGAAGAUGCCAUUCAGCUUACGAUUUUCUUGAUCUUCAGUUGUCCCUUUCUGCUUCUCCCUCUCGGCAUUAGACAAUCUGUCCCUUCAACAUGUCUGCCCAGCUGUGCCGCGCCCUCUAUGACAACGCCGCCGAGUGUCCGGAUGAACUGUCCUUCCGCAAGGGCGACCUGAUGGUGCUGCUGCAGCCCGAAGCCCCGGGGCUGGAGGGCUGGCACCUCUGCUCCUUGCACGGCCAGCACGGCAUCGUGCCGGCCAACAGAGUCAGGAUCCUCUCGGAGCCCGGAUCCCCUGGGCCGAGCCCUCUGCGCAACCACGGCCCGGGCGAGGUCUACCAGGUGCCCAGGAAGGAGACGGCCCUGGUUGGAACCGUCUACGAAGUGCCCCCGGACGAGCGGAGAAGAAGGGGGCAGAGAAAGGAAGAGCAGGAGGUGUACGAGGUGCCACCCCCUGCCAGGCCGUGCCCCCUGCCCCUGGAAGGAAUCUACAGGGUGCCACGCGGCACCAGAAGAGAUGGGGACCCCAGGGAGGUUUACGACGUCCCCUCAUCCCUGCUCAGGGACUCCCCGUCCGACACAUACGACUCGCCCUCCCCGUGCCCCAAGAAGGUGGCACGGGUGGCCCCUCAGCCCACGGUCCUCGUGCCCUCCGAUGAGCCCUACGACGUGCCGCUGGCCUUCAAGAAGCCCCCCGGCCCGGAGGGGGAAGAGGAGGAAGACGGCGGAGGCUGCGAAAGGCCCCUCGUCUACGCCACUCCGUCCAACCUGCGCCGGGCCGAGGCCCUGCUGAACCUGUACGAGUCCCCGGAGGAAGUGCUGGGGGGCGGGCGGGAGGGGGCGGAGGAGGGGGAGGACGGGGGCAUCUAUGACGUCCCCUUGCUGGCCCCCAGCUCCCCGCCCCUCGAGGGGGUGCUCCAGGGGCUGAGCCUGAGGGAGCCCGGGCCGCCCUCCCGCCCCCGCCUGCCUUCCGCCGAGAGCUUGUCCCGCCGCCCGUUGCCCGCCCUGCCCAGCGAAGAGCGGCUGUCUGCGGAGCCCCCUCCUCCGUCGCCAAACAUCGUGCGGAAGGGCAGCAUCCAGGACCGCCCGCUGCCCCCGCCCCCGCCCCGGCUGGGGGGCCUCGGGGCCGGGGACCCGCUGGAGCACGUCCCGGAUGAGGGCCACAACGAGUACGAGGGGAUCCGCCUGGCAGACGAGUAUGACUACGUCCACCUCAAGGGGGCAGAUAAAGUGCAGUCCAAAGCGACGAUUCCUGAAGGGAGCCCCAAACUAGCCCUCCCUGGAGACACUGCUCAGACUGAAGAUACGGUGCCAACUUCCCUGGAAGACAGCCAGCUCCUCCGCUUCUACACGGAACAGUGUCAGAACCACUACACCACGCUGCUUUCGGCCAUCGAGGCGCUCCUCGCCAGCGCCGGCGCCCACCAGCCCCCGAAGGUCUUCGUGCCGCACGGCAAGUUCGUCAUCGUCACAGCGCACAAACUGGUCUUCGUGGGGGACACGGUGUCCCGGCUGGCGUCCUCCGCCGUGGUGCGGGCGAGGGUGGGGGCGGCCAGCGGGGCCCUGUGCCAAGCCCUGAAAGAGGCCGUGCUCGCCGUCAAGGGGGCGGCCUUGCGCUACCCUUCGCUCCCCGCCGCCCGGGAGAUGCGCGAGUGCGUGGCUGAGCUCUCGCGCCAAGCCCUGGCGUUCACCUCCUUGCUCGGCACCCUGGCGCCUUCGUGAUCCGGCGAUCGGCCCCGCUCCGAUGCGUCACCGGCAUCCAUCCGAUCCCCUCCGCGGCGACACCAGCU